Nicotiana tabacum (common tobacco) is the source of this 348-nucleotide messenger RNA. Its product is annotated as large ribosomal subunit protein P1-like. Lineage: Eukaryota; Viridiplantae; Streptophyta; Magnoliopsida; Solanales; Solanaceae. Gene Ontology annotation, molecular function: structural constituent of ribosome; protein kinase activator activity; ribonucleoprotein complex binding. Gene Ontology annotation, cellular component: cytosolic large ribosomal subunit; ribosome. The record is from RefSeq and is a predicted model, not a curated record. Gene Ontology annotation, biological process: translational elongation; cytoplasmic translation.
AUGUCUUCCACUGGUGAACUUGCUUGUACUUACGCUUGUUUGAUCCUUCAUGAUGAUGGCAUUCCUAUCACUGCCGAGAAAAUUGGCACACUCAUAAAAGCAGCAAAUUUGAAGGUGGAAUCAUACUGGCCGAGCCUUUUUGCAAAACUUUGUCAGAAGAUGAACGUAGAUGAACUUGUCAUGAACGUCGGCGUCGGCGGAACCGUUGCUUCUACCACCGCUGUAGCCGCUGCUCCCGCUCCUACUACUGAUCACGAUGCCGCCGCUGCACCUUCCGCCAAUGACAAGAAGAAGGAAGAAGUAAAAGAAGAGAGUGAUGAUGAGUUGAUGUUCAGCUUGUUUGACUAG